GUGCUACAUCUUGGCAGUCUGAAGCGAUUGGCUCCUCUCUGGGGAGUGGAGGGUGUUCAGUUAUUAAUGACUGCUGAGCAGGCAGCACCAUGUCAGUGUGACAACUGAUCGGGUGAACGAUGCACCACUAACCACCAUGGAAACAAGGAGAAAUAACGCCAGCUCACAGGAUCUCCCUGCACUGGAUUGAGAGCCUCAGCUGCCGACCAGGAGAGUUACAGGCAAGAGAAGGAAUCUGAGCUGCAGCCUCCUGCCUUCCUUAUAUUUUAGGACACAGAUAUAAGAUUGCUUGCAUGUGUGCAUAUCUUUGAUACAUAUUUGUGUAUACUUUAUCACACACACACAUAUGCACCGAUUUAUACCCGGGAAAGAAGACAACCAUGUGAUUAUCUGAAUCAAGGAACUAAGGAAUUCAGCACGCAGGGACACUGUAUGUGGUCUAGCACUGAAACUGCUUUUGCAAGCAUAAUGCUGCUAUUCCUGCAAGUACUGACCAAGCAUGGGAUUUGAAUAGUAUACUCUUAAAUAAAUGAAUUGCUCAAUUUCCUGUGAUCAUCUAUACAUACUCCAUCUUCAAAAAGUUCAUCAAUAUUAUAUCAUUAAGGAAAUAGUGACCUUCUUUUCUCCAAUAUGUAUGACGUUUUUGGACAAAGCAAUUGUGGUACUCACACUUCUUUCCAUGAAGAAAAACUCUACAGUUCUAUGGAAUUCAUCAUUUGACAAAUGCAAGUAUUCCCCUUAUCAAUCAGCUAUUAUUAAACUUACAAAUAGUGACUGUGGAAUCCUUAAGGGCCCAUUAAAUUUCUGAAGAAGAAAGUUAAGAUGAAGGACAUGCCACUCCAAAUUCAUGUGCUACUUGGCCUAGCUAUUACUAUACUAGUACAAGCUGUAGAUAAAAAAUUGGAUUGCCCACAGUUAUGUACAUGUGAAAUCAGGCCUUGGUUUACACCCAGAUCCAUUUAUAUGGAGGCAUCUACAGUGGAUUGUAAUGAUUUAGGUCUUUUAAGUUUCCCAGCCAGAUUGCCUGCUGACACACAGAUUCUGCUCCUACAGACUAACAAUAUUGCAAAAAUUGAAUAUUCCAUAGACUUUCCAGUAAACCUUACUGGCCUGGAUUUAUCUCAAAACAAUUUAUCUUCAGUCACCAAUAUUAAUGUAAAGAAGAUGCAUCAGCUCCUUUCUGUGUACCUAGAAGAAAACAAACUUACUGAGCUGCCUGAAAAAUGUCUGUCUGGACUGAGUAACUUACAAGAACUCUAUAUUAAUCACAACUUGCUUUCUACAAUUUCACCUGGAGCUUUUAUUGGCCUACAUAAUCUUCUUCGACUUCAUCUCAAUUCAAAUAGACUGCAGAUGAUCAACAGUAAGUGGUUUGAUGCUCUUCCAAAUCUAGAGAUUCUGAUGAUUGGAGAAAAUCCAAUCAUCAGAAUCAAAGACAUGAACUUUAAGCCUCUUAUCAAUCUUCGCAGUCUGGUUAUAGCUGGUAUAAACCUCACGGAAAUACCAGAUAAUGCCUUGGUUGGACUUGAAAACUUAGAAAGCAUCUCUUUUUAUGACAACAGGCUUAUCAAAGUGCCCCACGUUGCUCUUCAAAAAGUCGUAAACCUCAAAUUUUUGGAUUUAAACAAAAAUCCUAUUAAUAGAAUACGAAGAGGUGAUUUUAGCAAUAUGCUACACUUAAAAGAGUUGGGGAUAAAUAAUAUGCCUGAGCUGAUUUCCAUUGACAGUCUUGCUGUGGAUAACUUGCCGGAUUUAAGAAAAAUAGAAGCUACUAACAACCCUAGAUUGUCUUACAUUCACCCUAAUGCAUUUUUCAGACUCCCCAAGCUGGAAUCACUCAUGUUGAACAGCAAUGCCCUCAGUGCCCUAUACCAUGGUACCAUUGAGUCUCUGCCAAACCUCAAAGAAAUCAGCAUACACAGCAAUCCAAUCAGGUGUGACUGUGUCAUCCGUUGGAUUAAUAUGAACAAAACCAACAUUCGAUUUAUGGAGCCAGAUGCACUGUUUUGUGUGGACCCACCUGAAUUCCAAGGCCAGAAUGUUCGACAAGUGCAUUUCAGGGAUAUGAUGGAAAUUUGCCUCCCUCUUAUAGCUCCUGAGAGCUUUCCUUCUAAUUUGGACGUAGAAGCUAAUAGCUAUGUCUCCCUUCACUGUAGAGCAACGGCAGAGCCACAGCCUGAAAUUUACUGGAUAACACCUUCUGGUCAAAAACUAUUACCUAAUACUCUGACAGAUAAGUUCUAUGUUCAUUCUGAAGGCACACUAGAUAUAAGUGGCAUAACCCCCAAAGAAGGGGGUUUAUAUACUUGUAUAGCAACUAACCUAGUUGGUGCUGACUUAAAGUCUAUUAUGAUCAAAGUGGAUGGUUCUUUUCCCCAAGAUAACAAUGGAUCUUUGAAUAUCAAAAUAAGAGAUAUUCAGGCCAAUUCAGUUCUGGUAUCUUGGAAAGCAAGUUCAAAAAUUCUCAAAUCCAGUGUUAAGUGGACUGCCUUUGUCAAGACUGAAAAUUCUCACGCUGCCCAAAGUGCUCGAAUACCAUCUGAUGUCAAGGUAUAUAAUCUUACGCAUCUGAACCCAUCCACUGAGUACAAAAUUUGUAUUGAUAUCCCCACAAUAUAUCAGAAAAACAGAAAACAAUGUAUAAAUGUCACCACAAAAGGUGUGGACCAAGGUCGUAAAGAGUAUGAAAAGAGUAACACCAUAAUGUUUAUGGCCUGUCUUGGGGGCCUUCUAGGGAUUAUUGGUGUAAUAUGUAUUUUCAGCUGCCUCUCUCAAGAAAUAAACUGUGAUGAUAAACAUAGCCAUGUAAGGAAUUACUUACACAAACCAACCUUUGCAUUCAGUGAGCUUUAUCCUCCUCUGAUAAACCUCUGGGAAACAGGUAAAGAGAAAAGUACAAACUUAGAAGUGAAAGCAACAGUCAUAGGUGUGCCAACAAAUAUGUCAUAAAAACAACCAACUCAACUAACUUCAAAGAAAAGCUCAAAACUCCAGUUGAAUUAAAAAACAGGCAGAGAAACCUAACUUUCUACAAAGAAGGUUAAGCUUCACCAAUGCUGCUCAUGAUCAAUGGAAACAUGUACAAGUUCAGCAUUUUAAUUAACUGGCUUCAAGGGUACUGUGGCAACCAAAUAAAUAAUUCCAUUUUCUAGAACUUUCAUGUAACUUUUAUGUCUGGACGACAAUUAAAGUGGACAAAAACAUUUCUGUAUUUUUUUUUAAGUAUAUAAGAGUAGUUGAACUGAGCAAUACCUCCUCCUGUGUUGUAUUACACAUAUUAGCCACGAGUUUUUGCAGUGACCAGAUAAACUUGAAUUGACACGUGGUGUAAUAAAAAAGGACAAAUUAUGUAGAGUAGACACAGUGAGUAUGUGGACCUCUUUUAUAAGGAAAAAUACAUUUUGGAUUAAAAUCAAUUGCUUUUGUCUUGUUUUUGUUUCUAAAUAAAGAAUAAUUUCUGGAAAAUAUCAGCUGAUCAGAUAUCAUUUAAAUGACCACUUUUUCAAAAGUGUUUUUUAUAAUGAAAUUUUGAAUGUUAAGUACAAGACACUUUAUUGAGUUAUGUAACUACAUUUAUAUAGUGCACAAAAAUGGAUUUUAGAAAGAAUUUUAUCAAUAUUAAAAGGCAAUGAUAAUAUUGUAUUAAUACUUUAAUUAUUGACUGGAACAAAUCCUCCAGGAAAUUAUAUAUUCACUUAAAGAGUUUUCUUAACACGUAGCACUUGGAGGGGAUUUAAUUAUUAGAUUUGGAUAAUGUAAAUCUAAUACCUCAGUAGCUGAAAGCAUUAUUUCAAUUUUAUUGAUAGUAGCUCAACUUUAGGCUGCUUGCUUUGCAGAAAAUAUUGCCAAAUUUCAGAAGGGCUUAUGAUAUAAAUGUAAUUUUCAGAUCUCUCUGUGAUUUUAAACAGUUAAAAAGCUUCACUGAAAUCCAAAUAAUUCAUUAUGUUGCACACAUAGCAAGAAAACAUUAUAUCCAAUUUUAAGAGUAUGAUUUUAGAAUUUCACUAUGAAAUUUAAUAGAUUAGUAGUAAAAGUUUGACAGGUUCAAAUUCAUAAAAUUCUACCUUUUAUCAAUUUCACCUUAACAAAAAUAGCAUAAGUCAGAUAGCUGCAGUUUAUUAAAAAUUUAAGAAAACUUUCAGUAAGAAAAAAAUUGUGAAAUUAUUUAGAGUAAAAUUAAAACUACAAUGCAGUUCUCUAAGUUUAUAUUUAAAGCACUAAAAACCAGCUUACAAAAUUGAAAAUCAGUGAAAAGAAGUGUCAAGAACAUUGCUAGUUCUUUAAAUAUCUUUUAUAAGUAAUCUAAGAAUUUUACUUAAGAAAACCCCAACUAAGAUCAUUGAGAUUUUUAGUCAUUUUUACAAACAAAAACCCAGAGUCUUGCAAAUUAAACAUAUUUUUGUACAAAGAAAACAGCCUAAAAUAUUGUUUCAAAAUUUAAAAUAAUAAGCCAUAGUUUUUAUAGGCAAAUUGCUUAUCAUAACAAAGCCACAUAGCUUCCAUGUCUAUUGCUGUUGUGUUUGUUCAUAAUCAAGUGUCUAACUUCUCACAGUAGCUUGAUGCUUAUUAUCAACAUGUCAUUGCUAUGUAAACAUUUUCAGCACUGCAAUAAUAUCAAUUUAUUUAUUAAUAUUAGACAUUUCUUUUGUGAUAGCAUUGAUAAUUUCAAAUUAAAUUCUAAACUACUUUUGACAGUGUGAAAGGUAAUUGUUAUAAACUCUUUAAAACAAAAGAACAAACUGUGUUAAUUUUAACACAAUUAAAAUAUGGAACUUACUAAUUCAAUGUGUUCCCCAAACACAAAUUUUACAAUCUGAUGAAUCACUAUCCCACAGAGGCUGACAUUAGAAUUUAUCAGCAAGACAUGCUCAUACAUCACGAGAGGUUUCAAUACUGUGGACAGAGCUUUUUGGAGCUCAGCUAUUUGUCAAAGAUAUAGAAGCUGAAAUAGGACCUAUUAGGAUGCAGGUAUUGUAUAGGUCAGCAAGAAUCUAACCUGGUAACUUGUAUAUUACUUUUAAGUCUAUCUGCAUGAAGGUCCAUCACAAAUAUAUCAUAAAACUGAGAAUGCAUUUUGAGUUACAUAUUUCCUUUGAAACUUAUGAAAAGCCUUAAGAAGAGACAUCUAGUAGUGAGUACUGAAAUUAAGUAUUUUUGUUACAACCAAAUAAAUACAGAUGCUCAAAGCAAA
Molecule: messenger RNA, 5191 nt
Organism: Ictidomys tridecemlineatus (thirteen-lined ground squirrel)
Lineage: Eukaryota; Metazoa; Chordata; Mammalia; Rodentia; Sciuridae
Gene: Lrrn3
Product: leucine rich repeat neuronal 3
Cellular component (GO): plasma membrane
Molecular function (GO): protein binding
Source: RefSeq, a predicted model, not a curated record